Molecule: messenger RNA, 480 nt
Organism: Pyricularia pennisetigena
Lineage: Eukaryota; Fungi; Ascomycota; Sordariomycetes; Magnaporthales; Pyriculariaceae
Exons: 3
Coding region: 1-480 (159 amino acids)
Biological process (GO): sterol biosynthetic process
Cellular component (GO): endoplasmic reticulum; membrane
Molecular function (GO): cholestenol delta-isomerase activity; C-8 sterol isomerase activity; steroid Delta-isomerase activity
Source: RefSeq, a predicted model, not a curated record
AUGCAAUCAACCGUGAUCAAUCAACAUCCAUAUUUCCCUGAGGACGCGUCCAUCCCGGACUUUGUACCAAACGACAAAUCCUUGACAGAUAUUGUACUCCCUUUUUCGGGCACGAUUACCUGUGUUCUGGCAGCAUCAGUCAUACUUUCCAAACGUUACAAUCCGGGUCUAGGUUUAACUGAUCUGGGUCAAAUCUGCUGGUUUGUUCUCAGUUACCUAGUUCUCAACUAUGAACGCGUUGCGAGUUCCAACGAGCUGUAUGCUCAACUUUGGAAAGAGUACUCACUUAGUGACUCGAGAUACCUCACGGCUAGUACGUUCGUGAUUACUAUUGAGACUAUCACGGUGCUCCCUAUUCACGAAGCUAUCCUGGGCGCAUCUAUCAGGAAGAUUUGUUGGGCCCUUGAUGUGGCCGAACGAACGGAUCAAUCAUCACUUGAUCCUCAAAGCAGCACGCAGGCCGACAAGAAGAUUCAAUAA